Molecule: messenger RNA, 2415 nt
Organism: Boleophthalmus pectinirostris (great blue-spotted mudskipper)
Lineage: Eukaryota; Metazoa; Chordata; Actinopteri; Gobiiformes; Gobiidae
Gene: rnf208
Product: ring finger protein 208
Exons: 2
Coding region: 935-1717 (260 amino acids)
Biological process (GO): protein ubiquitination
Molecular function (GO): ubiquitin protein ligase activity
Source: RefSeq, a predicted model, not a curated record
CAAGCAGCCUGCACAUAAGGCUGGGGCCAGAGCACACAGAAACUGUGUGUGUGCGUGUGGAGUGACUGCGCAUGUGUGAUGCAGGCUGGAGCCCACGGUGGAGGCUGGAGACAUGAGCAGCAGCUGAGAAGAGGAAGAGAAGCGGGACAGGCGUGAAGAAGACUGCACUGGGGCUCAGAUAAAUGGAGCCAAGAAGAGCAAAGGAAACAGUGAAGCAAUGCUCAAAUAAGCACAGCUCAAGCAGCUAUCAACCCUUGGCUGUUUAGGAGGACUGUCUUCUCCACUCCGUCCAAACAGGAAUUUAGAAGCUUUGGACCAAAUGAGUCAUUCCAGCAGCUCUUUACUACACCUCCCUGUUCUUAUCAAGAAGGUUUAGGAGGGUCAGAGGAGGUCAGCUGACCACCCUCAACCCAGCAACCAGAGAAGGAGAAAGCAGUCACCCAGGCUCACCAAAAACAGGAAGUUAAACAUUCUUUCAUGCAAGAAAGAAGCAGGAGUUUGCCCUGAUCGCCAACUGGACACAGUUAAAGACAACAUCGUCUGGACAUCUGUGGACUGUCAACAGCAUACCCCUUCAGACUAUAAUAACCUCUGUACUGUAUGUGUACAUGUGAAGUGUGUGCAUUGCUUAUUCGUGUUAUGAGUGAGAUGUGCUGAAGUGGUCCUCUUUUUAAAUCUCUGCAAAUUGCCAUCAGAAACUGCACAGACCCUGAACAAGACUACAUAGGUACUACCACUGUUAUCUAUACAAAGUUGGUGCUAUUUCUGGUGCUUCAACUGCACUAAACAUUAAAAGGACUGAAACAUGGACAAAGUCUUGCGCCCUCAUGUCCCAUCCAAUGGCUAACUUCAGAAAAAAAGACAUCCUGUGGUCCCUUGAACUCUAAGCUGAGCCAAAAACACUUUCUCUUUAACCACCAACUAAAGACUGCGAAUGUCCUGCCUACGGCGCCAGCCGGUCACCAUCCCCAUGGAUACUGUCAAAAUCAUCCAAUCAGAGAAGUUUCCCCGGGAGUGCCCUGUGCCAGUCACCCAACCCCGCUAUGCCCCGCCCCCCAGAGUUGCCUGGGACGGUGGUGGAGAGGGGGAGAUCAUUGUGAAUCAGGCCUGCAGUGAUCUAACCCUGGACCUAACCGGCUCCCCCAGGCCCAUGUUGCCUCCUCCGGCCCCAAUGAUGCGCAGGGAACACAGCUUCCUGGCGCAGCGAAAAUCCAGUGCCAAUGAGAUCUGCUACCACCAGUUCCACUACAAUAUGGACGACGUCAUAGUGAACCAAUACGUGCUGCGCUCCUCCUCCACCUCCUCCUCUACUUCCUCCUCCUGUUCGUCCUCCUCGGGGCCAGUUAUGCCGUGUGAACCCCUGGACUGCCCCACCUGUGGGCACACCUACAACUUUGCAGGGAAGCGUCCGCGGAUCCUGUCCUGUCUGCACUCAGUGUGUGAGGAGUGCCUGCAGAUCCUGUAUGAGUCCUGUCCCAAGUACAAGUUCAUCUCGUGCCCCACCUGUCGCCGGGAGACGGUGCUGUUCACUGACUAUGGCCUGGCUGCUCUGGCCAUAAACACCAGCAUCCUGAGUCGGCUGCCCACUGACCCAAACGGGCCAGUGCAGUGGGGGGGUGAGGCGGACCGCAGCUGUUAUCAGACUGUGCGCCAGUACUGCCAGUCAGCCUGCACUUGCCACAUCACCAACCCCCUAUCCACCUGUGGCAUCAUGUAGACACCUACACUGUAUGUAAACAUGGUCCGAGUGGUACCUGCUCUGAUUAUUAUUGCCCUCUAUUCACUUUCUCUGAGCUUUAAUAUCAAAUACAGUAUGUAGGAACUAAAAUUUAUGGAGGAUGUCUAGUCACUGGAGGAUUAACAGUUUUAACAGUACUUCUGGAAAUGUAAUCAAAAUGUCUUUGAUCUGGAUAUAAUUUAUUGCAAAUAUUUCUAUGCAUAGAUUUAUGGUAGUCACAAGUGGUAAACAAAAACUGAAUGCAUUGUAAGCUGAUGAACAAAAGCUCUGAUUAAUCAAGUAAGAUGCUUAUUUCUAUAUCUCUCAUACUCCAAAUAGCAGUAUAAUGGCAGCUCCUGUAAAUACAGAAAAUUGCCCUCCUUUGUUAACUAGAUGAGACCUGUCACUCUGACCAUCUUUAUAUACAGUGUUGGUGUUUUAACAGUUGGGGGUUCUGCAGGCAUGACUCGAUGCUGCCCCCUGUGGCCACUCUGAUAUAAGCUCUCCCCUCACCACCAGUUAAUAAGCCCAUCCACACGUUAUCUUUAAUAGCACAGAAGGUUGCUGUGUGGGACAAUGGACGUUGCUGCUGGACAAAUAUUAAGUAAAUAAAUGUAUUUUAUGUAUGGACUGAAAAUUUAUUCACCCUCUCUGUUUGGUUGGACGUGUUUGUCAUUGACAUCUCUUUACAUGCGAAU